AGUAGUGUGACUGGUGUUAUUGUUUACCGUCUUUUUACUCGAAAGGGAGCAUUUUUGAAGACAGAAAAUUUAUUUCAUUAGUCUGAAAAUAUGGUGUGUGCACUCUACGAUUUUAGACACCUAUACCUAAUAAAGCUGUUAAACCUAGGAAGUGAACAUGGAUCAAAAAGAAGCUUUGAGCAGAAAUAGACUAAUGUUGGUCAACAAAUAACAAAAAAAAAUAUUCAAUUGAAAAACUUGCAUCAAUAAAUUGAAUCUUUACUGUAGUUUGGAAUCUCUCCUUUAAGAAAGCUAAAAAUUUGUUGACAUAUUUCCCCAAGAAAUAAAUAGAAAAAUGUUAUUGGUAUUUACUUUUACAAACACAAUUAUAAAUUGUUAAGACAAUGGAACAACAAGUGUCUAAGGAAAUUAUUUGUGCGUUCUGCAAUAAAACAGUUGAUAGUGUGAAUAGUUUAAAUGUGCACAUGUUAGAGCACGCAAAAGACUUAUUAGAUCAAAAUAAAGACAGAUCCAUUAAAUGUAUUUCAAGAACUAAAAGUGAUACAGAUAUCCCAAAACAACUCAAGAAGCUUGAAUUUCGAUGCUCCAUUUGCAAUAAGACAUUUGGUACAAACGGCGCUUUAAAAGUUCACCAGUACAAGCAUACUGGGCAGUAUCCGUUUGUUUGUAAUAUUUGUAAUUUAGGUUUUCCGAUCAAUUCAAAGUUCAAGGAACAUCUACAAAGGCAUAAAGGAGAACGCCCCCACAUGUGUGAAAUAUGUAAUAAAACAUUUAUCCAGAAAAAAUGUUUAAGAAUCCACUUAUUGACUCAUUCUGAUACAUUAAAACACAAGUGUCCAAUCUGUCAAAAAUCAUUCCGGCAUAAUGGAAGCUUUAAACGACACGUUAAAAACCAUGAUGAGAAGAAUGGACCAGCUGAAAAGUGUCCUGUCUGCAAUAAAGAAUUUGUGUUUAAAGGUUAUUUAAAGGUCCAUAUGAAGAUUCAUUCCGGUGAGCGCCCGUAUCAAUGUGAAGAAUGCGGAAAAACGUAUACAUUUGCUGAAUCCCUGAGAUGCCACAAGAAAACUCACAGUGUUGAAAAACCUUACCAGUGUACUCAAUGCGACAAAAAAUACAGAUUCCGCGGCCAACUGCACUAUCACCUUCGACAACACCGUGGAGAACGGCCCUUCAAAUGCAAUGUUUGUAAUAAAGCAUUCUCCCGAAAAGUAUUGUUGAGGGUUCACACAUUCAAUCAUACUGGGGAAAGACCUCAUAAGUGUUCUAUUUGCAACAAAGGUUUUACGAUAAAAGGUAGACUGGAUGUUCAUAUGAAGACUCACAGCAGAGUUAAGCCCUACCAAUGUGCUUUGUGUGACAAGAGUUUUACUGCUAAGCAAACCUUAAAGGCUCACCAAUUACGUCAUGUAAGUGAGCAACUAUUUAGAUGUGAUAUUUGUAACAAGUCCUUUUAUCAAAUUCAAUCAUUUAAGGAUCACAUCAAGACACACUUGGAAACCAAACCGCUCAAGUGUUAUAUCUGUAAUGAAGUUUUCAGCUUGAAGUUGCAUCAGAAGAACCAUCUGAAAACUCACCUAAUGUAUUCACAGUGUUCUGUUUGCAACUCCAUUUUCAAAGAUGAUCAGGACUUGAGUCAUCAUAUCUCGUGUCAUAGUGAGAAACCUGAAUUGAAUGGAUCAAGUAACAGUGAUCUUCCGAAACAAAUCUCUGGAACAAAUAAGUUUUUGAGUCACAGUGAAGAAUAUUAUACUGAACAACUUUUACAGUGCAAAUUAUGUCGGGAAUUUUUUGGAAGAGGAGCUCUGAAGAAACAUAUCUUGCUUCAUUCUAAAUCCUGGGCUCAAAAAGUAACUCCAAGCAAACUCUUUAGAUAUAAUGUAAAUACUCAGGUAGAAAAAAUAAGUGAAAAUCUUCACAUUUGUAAGAUCUGCUGCAACGUUUACAAAUCAAAGGAAAAUGCUGUUAUGCAUCUGUUGGUUCAUAAGUACAUUCACUCAGUCUUUAUUAAGAAACUUUUACGUCAAACUACAAGAGUCAGAGGUAAAUUUAAUAAAGUAAAUUCAAAGAAAUUACAUUUCCACUGCAUUUUUUGUAUCAGAUCGUUUAGGGAUAGUGAAUCAUUAACUGAUCAUAUAUUAACUCAUUCAGUGUAAAGACUUAAAUAUACGAGGGCUAUCCAGAAAGUAGAUUACGUUUUCGUCUGUAUCCGCUAGGGGCGGGGCUGACCAUCUUGGUGUUAGUUCGUUAUGCAGCUAAGUCGGCAUCUAGCCGUGCUAGUAAGAGGUUUCUGUUACUCCGUUGAGUUACUGUGACAGUUUGAAAUUUCUUUGUUAAUUAAAAAUUCCGCGAACUGUGAAGUGUGGGAAAAAAAAUGAAUGGACUCUUUGGUUACAGUUUGGUAACCAAAUUUUUCGGUUAUUAUUUCGUUCAACAAACUUCACGAAAUGUUUUGGAAAACCCAUAGAGAGUUCUGUUAUUGUGAACUUUUGAGUUUUCGGGACAUCGGCAUCGACUUUUUUGACAAGUUUGGCAGUCACAAUGACACAGUCUUCCACUUCGCUCUUCGUGGUGAACGUUAGUUCGGCCAUUUUUGAAUUUGGUGGCCAACUGAGGAACUCCACCUUCAGUAAUAAUGUUUUCCUUAAAACUUCACAAAGUUGCCGAUAGAUUUCUUUUGGUUUACGUUUUUUUGCAGUCAAAAACCUUAUAACUGCACGCACUUCACAGUUCGCGGCAUUUUCAACUAACACAGAAAUUUUCAACUGUCACAGUAACUCAACGGAAUACAGCAGAAACCUCUUACUAGUACGGCUAGAUGCUGACUGAGCUGCAUAACAAACUAACACCAAGAUGGACGCGCUAGCCCCGCCCCUAGCGGAUACCGACAAAAACGUAAUCUACUUUCUGGAUAGCCCUCGUACAAGGAGCGGAGCAAAAUUCUUCUCUGUGAAAUAUAGGCCUUGUCUAUUAAAAAAUGCUAGCGUGACAUAAAAGUUGUCCAAUAUAGUACUUUUUGGUUUGCGCCACUUGGCACACUAUUGUAACAUCUAUAGUAUAAUUAGACUGAACUAACAACAGCUUCAAAUUAACACAAUCACAUGUAAAUGAAGCCUUUCCUCGUUUCAUUUCCUAGCACAUAAUUUUUACUAGGCAAGGUACUUUGUUAGUAUGAUAAUAGACUGUCACUCUCAUCUAAAGCUGUUUUGAUUGGACACAUAUUUACUAAUUUUCCUUAGCAACUUAAACUAACCAGACUUAGCCUGUUCUAACACUGGACAAGAUGUUAUUGUUGUACAAUACUACUUUGUUUGUUUCAGUGUUUCCAUACUAUGCAGGAUUUUUAUCCUGAUUGAAACAUACAAUUACUGAGAUUGAAACAGGAUAUAAGAUAAAACGGAAUUUUUGGCCCUGACAUCUGGUUUUCUAAUUUAUAAACCUAUUCAUUUUUGGAAAAAAUAACCUUUAUCUAAUAGUCAUAAACAGUUCCCACACUCCGGACUGCUCGCCUUUACUACUUCCUUCACCACUUCCUAUGUCACGGACCUGUUUCCCUCCCUUUCCAUAGCAUUUUAGAAUUGCAGAUACCUUAAUCUAUUCGUCACAAACAGUUCCCACAGUCCGGACUGCUUGCCUUUACUACUUCCUUUACUUUCCUACGUCUCGGACCUGUUUCCCUCCCUUCCCAUAGCAUCAUAGGAUUGCAAAUACCUUAAUAUAAUGGUCUUAAACAGAUCCCACACCCCGAACAGCUCACCUUUACUACUUACUUCACCACUUCGGCACUUCCUACGUCGCGGAACUGUUUUCCCCCUUCCUAUAGAAUUUUAGGAAUGCAGAUACCUUAAUCUAAUCGUCAUAAACAGUUUCCACACUCCAGACUGCUUACCUUUACUACUUCCUUCACCACUUCCUACGUCACGGACCUCAAGCUAGUGUCGACAUUUGAUUAUAUUUAUGAUCUAUACCGUUUCAGUUCCAAUAUCUGUGGAAUAAUGCUAUCAGCUAUUUCUUUAUCUACUGCUUUCAAAAGUCAACAGCUGAUCAUAUGUCUUUGUUUAUGUGUCAAAUACUGCUUCCAUAAGGAUUACAUUGAAACUUUGAGACCCAGUGGGGCGGAUUCCUGAGAGACCUUUUAACGCCAUAUAGAUGUUGGCACUCACCGGUAUGGUCUUUAUCACCAUGCAAAAUUUAAAAACGAUUUAUUCAGCCGUCUAGGAGGAGUUUGCGUAUUACGAAGAAAUGCAUAAGAGUCGACGUAUAAGAUAAGGUUAACAUGGAAAACUCCAGAGCCACUGGGGCGGAGCCCUUUUGACGGAUCUGCACCAAACUUCACACAAACCAUCCUUGAAUAAUGCUUAAUAAUGCCUGAAAGUUUCAUUACAAUCUGUCGAGCGGUUUGGAGUCCACAACGUUCAAAUAUAUACAUAUAUACAAACUUCCUCUUUUAUAAAUAUAGCUUGAUUUUUGGAAAAACUGACCCAAAUUGGUUAAACUGUUGUUUCAAAAUAUAGUCACAAGUUUUAAACAUGUAUUUAAAUAUAAUAUGUCAGAUGGAUCACUCGUGAUUAAACAAGAAAAUUCUUGCCAGAUAAAAUGAACACUUAUGUUGCAACCUUCGAAGAAUUAGAAUUUAGAAUGGUACUCUACAGCCCUGAUGGAUACAUUGAAUGCUAUUUACAAUGAUUGUGAUUUAUUUACUAAAUUAUAACAUUUACUUUGUAAUUUUGAAACAUUUUCCUUCUUUAAAUAAAUUUUUAACUGUUUAAACUUGAAAUUAUUUCUAACAAGGGUCAUGUUCUGAGUUGUUCUCAAGGCUACAAUGUUCACUUAGCGACUUGUCAUGGGGACUUUUUUGGUCCCUAGAGGUGGCCACACUAGGCUAAAAUUUCAACAUUUCAGUUAACUUUUUAGCAUUAGGCCAGGCCUACCAGUAAAAAGAGUUUAGAGAUGUUAUAUUCUUUAAAAAAAUUUAUAACUGAUAACAGAAAUAAAAGCAUAAGACCCUUUUUUCAUGCUUUUGGAUUAGACAUCCAAUACAUACAAUGCUUUUAUUAUUAUUUGCAUUAUUAUUAUUAUACAAUUUAAGCGGAUCUUGUACAAAUUAAAUCAUACUAGUGGCUUGUAGGGAAAUAAGUACCUAAAAAGCUCAAAUGUAAAAUAAAUUAUUGUACUAUUUUAACAAACUCAAACAUUGGAAAUUGACUUCGUCAAAUAUGAAAAGGCAAAUAACGGUCCUUUUGAGCAUAAACUUGAGACCUUUAAUUUGAGCCCUCUCCCGUCAUUCUACGACGUCUAAGUCGCCCACAAUUUUGACGCAAAGAAUCGGCUUAUGUAAUAAAUAAAUAGAUAGGCCUAGUUAUAGUUACAGUAUUUGUAUACGUGCAGCAGCGCCUUCUUCAUAUUUUGUAGCCUACUUGGUCUCGUUAUAGUUUUUAACCACUAACCUGAAUUAAAAGAAUUUUCUAUCAAAGUAAUUGUUGUACGGUUUAUAUCUUGUUUCUAAAACCAAUUGGUGACGUCUUAUCACUCAAUCACAGUAUAAUGCUCUGUUGCUUUAUAGACUAUAUAAAAAUGAAGAGAGACCCCAGGUAUGGAGUGAAGUUUCUGAAACAUUGUUUUUAUAAAACCCCAACAACAUUGUUUAGGGAUGAUGUACUUGUACUUUAAAACUGUAAUUUUAUGUAGGCCUACUGUAGUAUUUUUGGAUGACAUAAUGACAUUGAAGACAACGCGCAAUGCUUAAAAAAAUCACGUUUCAGAUUCCUAUUGCACCAGAAGAGAAUAUACUCAAUCCUUAAAAGCUACUUCUCAUAUAUGCACGCUCAUUUCGUCAAUGAAAAUAUCUAUAUUUUAACUUUAUAUUUUCCAUUUUUACCACUGCCAGCUGAUCAAUAUACAGUACACAUGAAAACAGUGCAGUACUCGUCGCUUUUUGUGGCCACUGUCGUAAGAUAACAUGGUGAGCUUAUUUGUUGACACAGCUGCGACCAAAAGACGCUUCUGGAGACAUUUAGUUUUCUGUCGCCAAUGGUCGUUGCUUAGUGUGGCCAACUCCUUGUAAUUUAAUAUUACUUUUGUCCUUUGUCAUGGCGACCAAGUCGCCAGGUAUGGCUGUAGACUAAGAGUUAGAGUCAACUGCUGUAGUAAUGAUCUUUCAGCAAAUUUUUCUCCCUGCCAAAGAUGAAGUAGACAUAACUGAGAGCAUUCUAACACUCUAGAGCAUUCAAAUAUCAUAACUACUUCAUAAAGGUACGGUACUUACUCAUUGUUUGUAGAUAGUUAAGCCUACUCCAUUAAACUAAAAGUAAAUCCUCAAGAAAUUGAGACCUAACAAAAAGAAUAUUCUAAUUCUGCAGACUUUUUAUACGUUCAGAUACAAUUUUCACUUGACCAAUUUAUGAACAAAAUGAUGAGUUAAGUUUCAGCAUAUUACUACAUGUAUUGUUCGUAUUUUAGUUUUAAUUAUUUUUGUGUAACAGUGUUCAAGGUAUACCUAUGUAAUGUUACUCUUCUAGAUUACCUAUGCUAUGUCUUUCAAAUAUACAUUAUGAUAAUGUCCUUCUCUAGAUUAUAGUUAAAAAAAAAUAGCACGGCUUUAAAAACAAAAAUGGUGGGAAAACUGACAAUUUUACAAAAAGAAUUAUAUUUUUAAGGUAAAUUUACCUUGUAAUUUGGCAGCCCAAAAAUCUAAAACAUCCUUUAAGGAAAGUAGGUAGUUGAUCUGCUAAACGAAUUCCCAUUCGAAUGCUUAACACCUUUUGUUAUAGGGUGUGUGGUGAAAAGAAAAUUAAGGUAUCAAACAUAAAUUCAAAAUUGUAAUAAAACUGUGACAUAUCAUUACAUAGAAACAGUUUAUCCUUUUUAUUAUCAUAAGCUAUGGGAAACCCCCUGAGGCUCAAUCUAAAUUCCCAUUGCAAACAUAUGCUGGUAGUUGAUUGUAGCGUAGCCAAUAAUAUAUUUUGAGUAAAUAUUAUGUACCCUAAAAUAUUGUGACAAUAAAUGUAUAUUCUACUUACCGUA
Macrosteles quadrilineatus (aster leafhopper) is the source of this 7020-nucleotide messenger RNA. RefSeq names its product gastrula zinc finger protein XlCGF57.1-like. The coding region runs from base 384 to 2153 and encodes 589 amino acids. NCBI's taxonomy places the organism in Eukaryota, Metazoa, Arthropoda, Insecta, Hemiptera, Cicadellidae. The record is from RefSeq and is a predicted model, not a curated record. Gene Ontology annotation, cellular component: nucleus. Gene Ontology annotation, molecular function: RNA polymerase II transcription regulatory region sequence-specific DNA binding; DNA-binding transcription factor activity, RNA polymerase II-specific. Gene Ontology annotation, biological process: regulation of transcription by RNA polymerase II. The transcript is spliced from 2 exons.